This is a messenger RNA of Parnassius apollo (apollo), 363 nucleotides long. The record is from the annotation of a GenBank genome assembly. Lineage: Eukaryota; Metazoa; Arthropoda; Insecta; Lepidoptera; Papilionidae.
AUGCAUCGCUUUUUUGCAGAGCUGGAGCCAUCUCUAUCCGUCACUGAGCAAAACCUGGCAGACCAAGUUAGGUACAUCCUGCGCUCCAACAUAUUUGGUGACGCCGAACUCGAGCGACUACGACGUGAGGCUAUUCCUUCAUCGAAUGGAAAUGCUACGGCUGGGAAUGCGGCGCCACUAGAUGCGCAACAAACUGCAUAUGUGGAUGCUGCCGUCAACAUUCCAUUUGUGGCUAAUUCAGACGAUGAUGGAAUAGUCUCCCACGAACUAGAGAAAAUGAGGAGCAUAUUGGAAGAGUCGAUGCUGGAAACGCGCAGCAUGCCUCUCGAAAAUCGACCGCGACUUCCCCCGCAUACCCCUUAG